This is a messenger RNA of Drosophila eugracilis, 1641 nucleotides long. Its product is annotated as transmembrane protein 53. Gene Ontology annotation, molecular function: serine hydrolase activity. The coding region runs from base 172 to 1335 and encodes 387 amino acids. Lineage: Eukaryota; Metazoa; Arthropoda; Insecta; Diptera; Drosophilidae. The record is from RefSeq and is a predicted model, not a curated record. The transcript has 5 exons.
GCAACUUAAGCGAACGGUCGCACUGUCAAGCGGUUUGUAGUCGGGGGCAGGAUUGAAAUUAUUUAGCAAACAAAAAUCGAAACACGGGAGCACGACGUUAGCUCUGUGUCCAAAGCGCUUUUGUGAAAGUAUUCGCCCCGUGAAAGUAUUUCUGCAAUUUUCCGCAAUAUAAUGGCUGCACACUUUUUCCGCACUGCAUUUUACGCAACGGCGGCGAGAAAAUCGAUGAGUUUGCCCUUCGCCGGCCGGACAGCCGCAACUUUAGCCGUGGGCCUUUCAUUCGGCGCACAAAAUAGUCGGGCAGCCGUUCCGUACGAGAAUGUAUACGCGGAUAACUUUUUCGGAGGCUGCCAAGCCCAGGGAUUGCUCAAGGUUCCCCAAACCCGACAGAUCCAGCCCCCGCUGUUCCGGAACUUCUCGAGCUUGCAGACAGGCCAUCAGCAACAGCAGCAGGUUCAAAAUAGCGCCAUGGCUCCGUCAAAGAAUCGCCGGUAUAUAUCCUCGCAGGAUAUUACCAAGAACAUGACUCUGUACACCAGCAACAAGACGCAAAUCGAGGUAGAUCCGAAGACACUGGCCUUUAAAAAGCCAACUGGAAACCCACUGGUCCUAAUGAUGGCCUGGCUAAUGGCCAAGCAAAAGCAUCUAAAGAAGUAUGCACAGAUUUACACAGAGAUGGGCUUCGAUGUGGUGGUGGUGCACAUUACGCCGUGGCAACUCCUCUGGCCGGUCAAGGGGACCCAGGUUGUGGCCGCUGAAACUCUACGAUUUCUGGAGAACAACAAGUCGUAUGAGCCUAUCGUAAUGCAUGGUUUCUCCGUGGGUGCUUACCAACUGGGCGAGAUCAUGCUACAGAUGUCUCGCGAUAUGGAUCGCUAUGGCAGCAUUCUAGACCGUUUCGUGUGCCAGGUUUGGGACAGCGCCGCCGACAUCACUGAGAUCCCAGUGGGUGUGCCCAAAUCGAUUUUCCCUAGAAACGAGCGCAUGCAGAGCGCCCUGCGCAACUAUACGCUGUACCACAUGAAGACAUUCCACAACCAAGCUACCAUCCACUAUAUGCGCUCCAGUCAGAUGUUCCACUCCACACUGCUCAAAGCUCCAGCGCUGUUCUUUGUGUCCGACAACGAUCCCAUUGGUCCACCAUCCUCCAACCAGGCGGUGCGUGAGAACUGGGAGCGAGCGGACAUCAAAGUAACGUUUAAGUGCUGGGAGCGAUCCCAGCAUGCUGCCCACUUCAUGAAGCAUCGCGACGAGUAUCUGCAGACGCUGUUUCAGCAUCUGGAGACCUGCGGUGUAUUAGAGGCCAUCGGCGUACCAAAGCGCGCCAAGUUGUAGACGUCUCUUUCGUAGAGCCGCUGACGAAUUCGGUGAUAUACAUUUAUUCAAGAAUCAACGCGAAAAUGAUUUUACCCUAGCUGCUAAGACCUAAAGUUUAACAAGAAAAGUAAAACCAAUGUCCUCUUUGAAUGAUUAUGAUCUGUGUGUCUUUCGCGAGGCAGAAUCUUCAAACGCCCGCAUGGGAAAUUCCUAGGCUAAGCUUAAUGUCGUAUUCUAUAAUCUGAGAGAAAAAUGCACUACGCCUCUAUAUUGUUAUAUUUUGAGAUCGCUGCAAAACGGCUAAAUAAAGUAAUUUUAAUGAUA